CACGUGCGCGGGAGGGGGUGAUCACGCCUGCGCCAAGAGGAACAAGAUGGCGGAGAGUGCGGAACUGAAGUAGCAACAUUUUCUUCUGUCAUCAAUGUCGAAGGCCAGCCAGACUGCGGGUCAUCUUCGAGACGUGUCCUACCAAAACGGAAUUCUUUAGUCCAUUUCUUGACUAUGGCAUAUGAAGGGGACUGUUCCUGAUACACGUUGGCUAGGCAAGAAAGAACUUCUGAAGCAAAUGGUUAUGAGCCUUCGUGUUUCAGAGCUGCAAGUACUGUUGGGAUACGCUGGACGCAACAAACACGGACGGAAACACGAACUCCUAACAAAAGCACUGCAUUUACUAAAGGCCGGCUGCAGCCCAGCUGUGCAGAUGAAAAUCAAAGAACUCUACAGAAGGAGGUUUCCCACCAAAAUCGUCACACCAGCAGAUCUUUCUCUUGCUGGUGUCCAUUCUACCACUGCGACCUUACCUUCCGGCUUGUCGCCUAUCCCUCAGCUCACUUAUGAUGGACAUACUGCCACAUCACCACUGCUUCCUGUGUCCCUCUUGGGGCCUAAACAUGAACUGGAUUUGCCCCACCUCACACCAGCUCUGCAUCCAGUCCACCCUGACGUUAAGCUCCAGAAGCUGCCUUUCUAUGACAUGUUGGAUGAGCUCAUCAAGCCCACAAGUUUGGCCUCAGACAACAGCCAGCGCUUUCAGGAAACUUGCUUUGCUUUUGCACUGACACCACAGCAAGUUCAGCAGAUCAGCAGCAGCAUGGACAUCUCUGGGACCAAGUGUGACUUUACAGUUCAGGUUCAGCUCAGGUUUUGUUUAUCUGAAAUAAGCUGUCCACAGGAAGACCACUUUCCACCGAAUCUCUGUGUCAAAGUGAAUGGGAAACCCUGCAAUCUUCCGGGUUAUCUUCCACCGACCAAAAAUGGUGUAGAACCAAAGCGGCCUAGUCGGCCAAUAAAUAUUACCUCUCUGGUGAGAUUGUCAACAACUGUACCAAACACCAUUGUGGUCUCCUGGACAGCUGAGGUUGGAAGGAACUAUUCAAUGGCAGUAUAUCUGGUUAAGCAACAGUCUUCAGCAGUGCUUCUUCAGAGACUUCGGUCAAAAGGCAUUCGAAACCCAGACCAUUCCAGAGCACUGAUUAAAGAAAAGCUGACAGCUGAUCCGGACAGUGAAAUUGCUACAACCAGUUUGCGUGUGUCUCUGUUGUGUCCACUGGGAAAAAUGAGGUUGACCAUCCCCUGUCGCUCUUUGACCUGUUCACACUUGCAGUGCUUUGAUGCCACACUAUAUAUUCAAAUGAAUGAGAAGAAGCCCACAUGGGUGUGUCCCGUGUGUGACAAGAAAGCUCCAUAUGAGCAUCUUAUCAUUGAUGGGUUGUUUAUGGAAAUCUUGAACAGCUGCACAGACUGUGAUGAAAUCCAGUUUAAGGAGGAUGGGACGUGGGCUCCCAUGCGAUGGAAAAAAGAAGUGCAAGAGGUGACGGCUGCUUACAAUGGAUUGGAAGCUGCUUGUCGAAGCAGUUUGACGGAACACCGGCAGACGACGACGCAGAACAGCAAAAAAGUAGAAGUGAUCGAUCUGACACUGGAUAGCUCCACAGAUGAUGAAGAAGAAGAACCUCCAGCAAAGAGAAGCUGCGCAUCCCUGUCGCCUGCAUCACCACCCAUGAGCAAAGGUGUGUUGAAUUUGCAUCAUCAAGCAUCGCCAGUGACCAGAACACCCAGCAUGCCCACAGUGGACACAAACUACAUCCCUCCUCCACCUCCACUGAUUCAGGACUACAGACAUUCUUACCAUACGUUACCGUAUGAACUUCAAGGACUUGACUUCUUUUCCUUUCUACAGAAUGACAAUCAGCACUACAGCACCACAUUGUUAGCUGCUGCAGCAGCAGCAGCCUCAGCUUCCGAAGACCAUGACCUCCUGCACCCAUCUCUCAACCGGUUCCUGCCCUACAGCUCCUCUCAGAUGUUCCUGGAUCAGCCAAGCACCCCUGUCAGCAGCACAUUGGCAGCUCCAAAUGGAAGCAGUAGCAGCAGUAGCAACAGCAGUCUGGUAUCGUCAAGCAGCCUACGGGAAGGCCACAGCCUACCUGUACCAAGUCGAAGCAGCACAGACGCCAGUGCCCUCUAUGGUUCCAUACCAGAUGUCAUUUCGUUGGACUGACUAUUGGAGUAGAACCAACUCAGCUUUGUGCUCCACUUACUUUAUUAGGUUUUAGAAAAGUAGAAGUCUUUUUUAAAGGAACGACGCCGUGUACAGAGAACAAAAAUAUAUUUUCUGUUUUACUUUUGUACAUAAACUUAGGACUUGCCUGUCCAGUGAGGUAACUUCAGUUGAUUUUUGUGGAUGCUGAAGAUUUUACACAGUUCUCAUUUCUCCCUUUAUUAUAUUCAAACUUUUUGUAAUUGUUUUGUCCCAUAUCAAGGCAUUAUUUCUCUCCCAGUUACAGUUUUUCCUCUUCUCAGUCAUCAUAGGAUUUUGUCAUUUUUUUAAUUUCCCCAACAGUGGUUCACCAAAAUAGUAUUUUCAUUUUGUGCUGAAUAAUUUUAUUAUUAUUUAUGUAAAAUAUCUAGACUGUUUCACUGCAUUCCCUCCUGUUUUUGCAGGAUGUAGCUAUUGGGAAUGUUUUGGUACACAAAUCAAGAAAAAAAAAAAUAUAUAUAUAUAUAUAUAUAUAUAUAUAUAUAUAUAUAUAUAUAUAUAUAAUAUAAAAAUAUAUAAAAUAUGUCAUUUCUGGUUCAGCUGUUCAUCCGGGCCGAGUCAUGGCUCGAAAUUCAAAUUACUUACUUAUUCAUUUGCUAAGUUAAUUUUGAAGCAAAAAGAACUGGAAGGUUCUGUGAAACUUGUAUACAUUUUACCAAAUGUAGCAUUACUUCAUACUGCAGCAUUUUCUUCCAUUGUUAGCUUGACCCAGAGAAGCCAUGUCCAGCAGCAAAUGAGGGACAGCCACAUGUGGCAUGGGUAAUGGUCAUGUGGCAACAUAACAAAUUUCCACGGCUGUCCAGGAGAAAAGCAACUUGCCAGUUGGAAAUACAGAGUCAAGAUCACUUCAGUCAGCACUAUAUCCAAAUGUUUAAAGGCACCAGCUGUUUUGUGGCUCCACGCUGGCAGAACUAUUGAUGAAACCUAAGACUGGAAGAAGUCGCUGUUCACCCUGGUCAUCUGGAUUGUUUUAUGUGCCGUGUAAAUAGCAGUCUGAUUUGACUGAACAAUAUGAAGGAAUCUUCCCACAUCCUUGGUCCAGCAACACACUUCAUAUUUUGGGGUUUGUGGAUGUGUAUUUAUUUAUUUAUUUAUUUUCAUGGUCCUUCUCUCCAUUCACCUUAUUUUGUAAUUGGCCAGACUUGAAGCGGUUUAAGCUGCUUUUAUGGAUUGACAGUUCCUAUCCAUUUGAAUCACACUCAUGGAGUAUGUACCUAUAUGAGAGUCCAGCAGGGUUAGUGUAUCUGGAAAUGCUGUUUUUUUUUUUUUUUUUUUUUCCUCCCUCCAUUACAAGUUUCUUGAAGCACUUGCAGAGCUGUGACUCGGCCUGAUAAUAUGGACAGAAGUGUAGCUUCUACCUACCUACCUACCCACCCACCCACCCACCCACCCACUGGAGAAGCCUGGGCUUCUUUUUAGCUGGGCUGCCUGCUCUUUCUUGUUUGUUUAUUUGUGUAUUAACUUGAAAUGUUUGUCUUCAUGUUUGGAGCGUUAAAGGAAAGUGAACUCUCUAGCACAUGAAUUCUAAGGUCUGGAGGAGCUUGGCGGCUGGUUUUUAUUCCAACUGAUUUCUUACCUUGAAUGCAAAACCAUGUCUCUUAAUUUGACCUCACUAAUAAACACAUUAUUUCCCUGGUUUUACAUUUUUGUUGUAUUAAAAAAAUCUUAACAGUAUUUAUGUUUUUAUUAAAAAAUAUAUAUAUAGCAAAACUAUAUGGUUCAUAUGCAGAUAUUAGUUUAUUUUCCUGAACACUUCAUUAUUUUAGAAAUUUUUUUUUUAUCAUUAUAUUUUACCUCCAGGUAUAAAGAGUUAACUGCUGUUCAUUAUAACAUGUUGAGUGUAUUUAACCAGCGAAUUUAAAAUGCAUUUUUUUGAAAACAAACUCCUUUAAAGAUAAAAGAUGAAGAACAAAGUAAAUAGUAAAUAACCAAUCUCUUAAUGGCUGUGACAACCGUUCUCUUCAGUGAUGUUUUGAGAAAAUAAUGAUGCUUUGCACUGUUUUUGUAACACUACAAGGCAGAAAUUGGUUGGAGUGAAAAAUCAGCUGCCAUAAUGAUGUGUGUCUAGCUUGUUUUCUCCUAUAUGUGCAGAGUGUACACUUUCUGCAGUUCCAUGCCCAUUAUGGGAGCUAGCAAAGGGAUGGGCUUUUUAGGCAUCCCCCUUGACAUUUGUUGGUUACUUCAUUCACUGCCUUAAAUUUUUCCACUGAUUAUAUUUCCUUAUGGCAUGCCAAACCAGUAAAGAGGAUUUUUAAAGAAAAAAGAUGUACAGUAGACAAUGUCAGUUUGUAUAAAAUUCCAAGUGAAACAUAUUUAUUACCUGCAUUGGAAGAAAUUGUUUACUUCUUGAAUGUUUGUUUCUGUAGAGACGUUAGAUGUAAUAAAAGGCAUUGAGCUA
Erpetoichthys calabaricus (reedfish) is the source of this 4610-nucleotide messenger RNA. It is a transcript of the gene pias1b, whose product is annotated as protein inhibitor of activated STAT, 1b. The record is from RefSeq and is a predicted model, not a curated record. Lineage: Eukaryota; Metazoa; Chordata; Cladistia; Polypteriformes; Polypteridae. Gene Ontology annotation, biological process: protein sumoylation; regulation of transcription by RNA polymerase II. Gene Ontology annotation, molecular function: zinc ion binding; SUMO ligase activity; transcription coregulator activity. Bases 182 to 2173 code for a protein of 663 amino acids. The transcript is spliced from 15 exons.